CACUGUUUGACCUACAAAACCAGAGCGCAUUUCGUUCGAGAUUUAUAUUCAUUUGGACUAGUCCUAAGCCUAUAAAUUCAGAGCGACUAGUUUUCGCUGAGAUACAGAUACUUUAUUUUGCCACUGGUAAAACUAAGUUAUUAAGAAAUGUCAGAAGUAAACGAAAGUGAAUGUGAAGAAUUCUUGAACAUUAUUAAGUUGUCUUUGGAGGAAGAUAAAAGUCAUGUUCAUGUUGUUGUGAUCAUCGGAGCCUCUGGUGACUUGGCAAAGAAAAAGACUUAUCCGACUUUAUGGUGGUUGUUCCGUGAUGGUCUUCUUCCCCCUCGGACUUACUUUGUUGGGUUUGCACGGUCUGAUAUUGGUACCCAGGACAUAAGAGCAGAAAGUGAAAAAUUUGCCAAGCUCUCAUCAUCUCCAUGUCAAAAAUAUGAAGAAUUUUGGGACUGUAAUUUUUACUUGAGAGGAGAUUAUACGAAUCCAAAAACAUUUGAAUUACUAAAUAAGUUUAUAGAGUCCAAGUGGGAACAAUCUGUUAAUCGCAUAUUUUAUUAUGCUAUACCACCAUCAGUUUAUAAACCUGUUUCAUCAUCUAUCAAAGAAUAUUGUACUAACAAAAACCCUGAUACGUGGACUCGAUUGAUCAUUGAAAAACCGUUUGGACGAGAUUUAGAGUCAUUUAAUGAAUUGAAUUCUGAAUUAACUAAACUGUUUACAGAAGAACAGAUUUAUCGAAUCGACCAUUAUUUGGGCAAAGAAAUGGUUCAAAAUCUACUAAUUUUACGAUUCUGUAAUCAAGUCUUCAGUCCACUGUGGAAUCGUGAAAAUAUUGAUAAUAUUACAAUAUCAUUUAAAGAACCAUUCGGAACCGAAGGACGUGGUGGGUAUUUUGAUCAAUUCGGAAUUAUUCGUGAUGUUGUUCAGAAUCAUCUUAUUCAAAUUCUUUCCUUGGUAGCAAUGGAAAAACCUAUUUCAGUUAAUGCAGAUGAUAUACGUGAUGAGAAGGUUCGUGUGCUUCGAAGCAUUGAACCUCUAACAAUAGACGACAUUGUAAUUGGACAAUACGUUGCAGAUCCGAAUGCAACAAAUCCACCUGCUUCGUUGUCUUACACGGAUGAUCCAUCAGUUCCUAAAGAUUCCAUAACACCUACUUAUGUAUGUGCUGUGUUAUAUGUGAGAAAUGAUCGUUGGAAGGGUGUUCCAUUCAUUCUCCGGGCAGGGAAAGCACUAAAUGAACGUAAAGCAGAAGUCAGAGUUCAGUUUAAAGAACCUCAUAUUCAUCUUUUCGGUUCAAAAGAAGGUCUACCACGUAAUGAAUUAGUUAUACGUGUACAACCGGACGAAGCAGUUUAUAUUAAAUUGAAUGUGAAAUCUCCUGGUAUGAAAUUUCAAACAGAAGAAACUGAAUUAGACUUAACUUAUGCUCAGCGAUAUAAAGCCAUCAAACUACCCGACGCUUACGAACGAUUGAUUCUCGAUGUAUUCUGUGGAGUUCAGACAAAUUUUGUACGUUCUGAUGAACUACGCGAAGCUUGGCGUAUUUUAACACCGGUAUUAAAAUACUUGGAAGAAAAUAAAAUCAGUCCAUAUCCAUACAUUUAUGGGAGUCGUAAUGGCCCGAAAGAAGCAGAUAUUUUGUGUAAAAAAGCAGGUUUUCAAUACUCUGGUACAUAUGUUUGGAAAUCAGGUUAAAAAAUAUUCAUUCCGUCAAUUUGCGAUAACUCAAUCAAUUAUAUAAAAGAUCCACAUGUUUUAACUUAUUUGAAUGCCUUAGUAAUUAUGAACAGAACAUUCGACUAAUUUGUUUCUUUACAGCCAAUUUGUUUUAAGAUUUUAUUGUAAUAGCACUUUUGUAAUAAUAUUGUCACAACAAACCAUAUACAAAUAUAUAAAUCUGAUUAAUAUAUAUAACUCGAAUACAAUGGUAGUUGGUGUUGUUCGGUUAGUUUUAUAAUGCUUAUUGUUUUGGCCCAAUAAACAGCACUUUCAGUCAUUAUUGUA
Molecule: messenger RNA, 1998 nt
Organism: Schistosoma intercalatum
Lineage: Eukaryota; Metazoa; Platyhelminthes; Trematoda; Strigeidida; Schistosomatidae
Source: the annotation of a GenBank genome assembly